AUGAAUAAUCGAUUUCGCAAGAUCUUGGUGCCCUUGGCGCUCAUUUUUGGGUUCCCAUUCAUGGAACAAGUUUUUGCCACUGGAUGCGAAAUAGAGUACCACAGAUUCAACAAGACCCAAGUGAAAAUAUUAUAUGAAUGCAAGAAAGAGUGCGACGGAAGAGUGGUUCGUGCAAGUGAAAAUGCACUGUGCAUUUUUAAAUUUAAAAGUAUUUACUGGACGGCUACCAUGAUUUCUGGAUUCUGUGCUGACGGGGAGUGCCGAGAAACGAACGAAAGCGAAAUCUACAAGCAAGAGCUUCCCGAACCUUUCUAUGAUAUAAGAGAUCCUAACGAAUUGAGAAAAUGGCCUUUCGAAUGUCAGUUCACAAAUAUCCAGGAUGAAAAUAACAAGGUAUUUCUUUCUACCCAGUGCAGCCUUUAUUGUAACAAAACAAUAGUCAAGCUGCGGGAAAAUGGAACGCCAUGCGUUUUCUCACAAAGCUUCACAGAUCAGAAUGAUGUGACCAUCACCCCUGGAGUGUGUCAAAAUGGAGAGUGUGUGGACACAAAAUGUGGUACCAAAGUGAACGUUCACACAGAACUAGUCGUGAACCAGUUUGAAGAAUCCUAUGAAGAUUACAAAAAAAGAGAGCCCAAGGAAAAACCUCUUCAAGUUACUGGGAGUUAA
Ixodes scapularis (black-legged tick) is the source of this 669-nucleotide messenger RNA. RefSeq lists its product as uncharacterized. Bases 1 to 669 code for a protein of 222 amino acids. The record is from RefSeq and is a predicted model, not a curated record. The transcript is spliced from 8 exons. NCBI's taxonomy places the organism in Eukaryota, Metazoa, Arthropoda, Arachnida, Ixodida, Ixodidae.